Plutella xylostella (diamondback moth) is the source of this 1795-nucleotide messenger RNA. It is a transcript of the gene KdelR, whose product is annotated as ER lumen protein-retaining receptor. Gene Ontology annotation, molecular function: ER lumen protein retrieval receptor activity. Gene Ontology annotation, cellular component: membrane. Gene Ontology annotation, biological process: protein retention in ER lumen. Lineage: Eukaryota; Metazoa; Arthropoda; Insecta; Lepidoptera; Plutellidae. The record is from RefSeq and is a predicted model, not a curated record.
CAGUCAUCCUACUCGACUUCAGCCACGUCAUUUUUAACUAAAAAGAGUGUACGCGGCGUAUAAAUUCAUUUAGAUUACCAUGAAUAUAUUCCGUUUAGUCGGCGAUUUAUCGCACCUUUUAGCUAUAAUUAUAUUAUUACUCAAAAUAUGGAAAACAAGAUCAUGUGCAGGUAUAUCGGGCAAGUCCCAGAUUCUGUUCGCCGUAGUGUACACAACCCGGUACCUGGAUUUGUUGACGACUUACGUAUCGGCAUAUAACACUGUUAUGAAGUUUGUGUUCAUCGUAGCCUCCUAUGCCACGGUUUACUUGAUGUACGUGAAGUUCAGGGCCACCUACGACCACAACCACGACACGUUCAGGAUCGAGUUCCUCCUGGUGCCCUGCUUCAUCCUCUCCUUGCUCAUCAACCAUGAGUUUACAGUUCUGGAGGUAAUGUGGACAUUCUCAAUUUACCUGGAAUCUGUUGCCAUACUUCCCCAACUGUUCCUGGUAUCUAAAACCGGGGAAGCUGAAAGCAUCACAUCUCAUUACCUUUUCGCCCUGGGAUCAUACAGAGCUCUGUAUCUUUUGAACUGGGUGUACCGCUACAUGGCAGAGGACCACUAUGAACUGAUUGCGAUUGUCUCUGGUGUUGUGCAAACUGUUCUUUACUGCGACUUCUUCUAUCUCUAUAUUACGAAAGUUCUCAAAGGAAAGAAGCUGCAGCUUCCAGCCUAAGGUGACAAUGACUAGCACUUAUUACAUUAUGACAGAAAUAUCUGCAAAGAUGUUUGUAUAAGCCAAUAAUAUUACCUAAGAUCUAGUUUUACCGCCAACUUUUGUCAGUAUAAGAACGGAAAUGUUAGUUGAUCUAGAAAGGCAAUGAAGUGUUAUAAUUUAAAACGAAGAUUUAUGUACCAUAAAUUUUAAUGUUUAGCAGAAUAAAGCUGUGUGUAAUUUUCUAAUGUAAUAACUCUUUGGUUUCUUCUAUUGCGAUGUGGAGAUGUUAACUAACACAUAUAUAAAUUUAUCUCAUCCCACAUGCACUAUGUGGUGAUAUAAAUAUUUAAUAGUAAUAUUUUUGUUAUAGACGUUAAGUAAUUCAUUCUAACAUUCCUAGUUUUCCAUGUUUAACUUUCCUCUUGAAACCGAAGACAGAUAAUAAUUGUUCUUUCUUAUUAUUACAUAAGUGCCUGACAAAGGUAUAUUGAACUUCCAUAAAAUUUGUUACCUUAUAAAUAACUUAUCCUCUUGAAUAUCUUAGGUAAGGCUAUCGGAUAUAAGUCUACUGGCGAUAUUAGAAAUUUCUUAGUGUAAAAACUUAUGACUUGCUACUAUUAACUAAUCUUAAUUACUUAAACUAGAACCCCACCAUUGCCUUUUCACUAUUUAGAUUGUUGAUGGUAAAAAUAUUGAGGGUUAAUGAAUUAUGUUUAUUUUGUAUUGUGUAGGGUGUGUCAGUGACGCGAAUGCGCCACUCAGCGUAUGGGAUGUAGUUCGCUUGUCCGCGCCUUCCAUACGUUGUUACACAUCGAAUGUCUUAGAUAGUGUGCUAUUAACAAAUCCACUUAGUUUGGCGCUGUAGUGCGCUCCAGUAUUCAACAUCUCAGAGGCUUAGUUUAUUUUUGUUACUGGUAAUAAAAAGCCUAUUCCAUAAGAAUAUGGACUCUGUAUUGGCCAAUGACCCUGGUGUGUGAAUAUUAUGACUUAAAAUUUAAAAAUGCAUUUGUAACAUCAAUAGAUCAAACAUUACUUUUAUAUUGUAGUGCUAAGGUCUUGCAAUAAGAUUUCGUGAAUAAAAUAAAUCUAAAAGUG